Molecule: messenger RNA, 1669 nt
Organism: Phyllopteryx taeniolatus (common seadragon)
Lineage: Eukaryota; Metazoa; Chordata; Actinopteri; Syngnathiformes; Syngnathidae
Product: acyl-protein thioesterase 1-like
Exons: 9
Coding region: 123-908 (261 amino acids)
Biological process (GO): protein depalmitoylation
Cellular component (GO): cytoplasm
Molecular function (GO): carboxylic ester hydrolase activity; palmitoyl-(protein) hydrolase activity
Source: RefSeq, a predicted model, not a curated record
CGGGACUUCCUGUGCCGCCUCUGGCUGCAGAGUAGUGUAGUGUUGUUUCCCCUUCCCACCCUCCGAGCACAAACAAAACUUCCCCAAAGGAGACCACCCCCCGCCCCCACACCAUUCCGUUUAUGCCUUUUGUGCUUCCAACACUUUUGACAUUUCUACUCGAUCAUUCGCUUAGUAGCGACUUCUUCACGGGUACCUGCCGUUGUUGUAUGUGCGGUAAUAACAUGUCGGCGCCUCUACCUGCCAUCGUGCCUGCUGCCCGCAAAGCCACCGCGGCGGUCAUCUUUCUGCACGGCCUCGGUGACACAGGGCACGGCUGGGCAGAAGCGUUCGGUGGGAUCAGGAUGCCUCACGUCAAGUACAUUUGUCCACAUGCCCCUACCAUGCCUGUCACCUUAAAUAUGCGAAUGUCCAUGCCUUCUUGGUUCGACAUUUACGGCUUGAGUCCGGAAGCGGAAGAAGACUCGGCCGGCAUCAAGAGAGCGUCAGACAACAUUAAAGCCAUGAUAGAGCAGGAAGUGAAGAACGGCAUUCCCUCCCAUCGAAUCAUCCUGGGUGGAUUCUCGCAGGGCGGCGCUUUGUCGCUGUACACGGCUCUGACCGCCCAGCAGAGGCUGGCCGGGGUGGUCGCCCUCAGCUGCUGGCUUCCCCUGCGCAACGCCUUCCCCCAGGCGUCGGCGGGCGGCGCCCACAAGGACGUGCCCGUGCUGCAGUGCCACGGCGACGCCGACCCGCUGGUGCCCUUCUCCUUCGGCAGUCGCACGGCCGAUAAGCUGAAGAGCCUCCUGGACCCCGACAACGUCACCUUCAAGGCCUACCCGGGCCUUCCGCACAGCGCCUGUCCAGAGGAGAUGGUGGACAUCAAGCGUUUCAUCGAGAAGCAGCUGCCCGCCAUCAGCGAUGAAUGAACCCCUCGGCAACUUUGACCCUGAGGACACUUGACAAAAACAAACACGCCUCUAAAGCUGCACCCCCCCAUUGUUUUCUUCUUUUUUUUUUUAAGAGGUGCGCAGGACUGCUGCGCGUUACGCUCCUUCCGGGUGAAGCACAUCCCGUCCUGUCCUGUGCCGUCCUGUCACGGAGCGGCGUUACGGUAGCGUGACGUUAGUCGCUUGUGAUACUAAGAAGCCAUUUCCUGUACCGGAGUAACUAGGGAUGUACUUAAAAUGCACAAUAAAUGGCCUAUUAAGUGUUUUUUCUUUUCUUUUCUUUUCUUAGGAAUUCACGUAUUGCUAAAAAUGACUUUGUAGCUGAUUAUCCAUUUAUUAGACAGUGUCAUUGCAUAGCCGCUAAAUGGGUUGUUUAGUGUCAUUUCAAGAUGACAAAUUGUCUUAUUUUGGAAUUAAAAGCCUCCUAUUAUGUUGUGGGUCAAAAUGACCCAUUUUCCGUGAAACAGCAAUUUUAACGUGCAUUUUUAUGAAAAACAGGUCUAUAAAUAUGGAUUGAAAUCAGGAGUAAAAGAGUUAAUGGAAUUGUUUAUUGAGAUUUUGUUCGUUUCUGACAGUUCUGGAUGAUCAAACACACCCUGGGUCAAAUUGACCCAUUGUACAGUUAAACACUGUUCACUUUUUAAUUGAUUUUUAAUGAACAAGUCAAUAUGGAAUAAAUAAUAACUAAGUAUUGAUUGAAAUGUGGUGAGUAAUGGAGUUAAUAAAAUUGUUUAUUGGUA